GGGGGUGCGGCUGGGGGCUAGAUGAGUGGGGGGCUGGGCGGCCGAGAGGGGGCGGGGCUCCGGUGUGGCCGGCCGUCUGAGCUUCAGUCUGGCCUGGGUCGUGGCGGUGGAGGGUGACGCCCGCCAGCACCCGCGCCGCCCUUAACACAACCCACGGAUUCUACCUGCGCCGCCGACCCUGGAGUGCAGCGUCGCCUCCCAAGCGCAGCGGGGUUCCAGGGGCGCCUCACCCGCCAGCCUAGCGCCCCAGGGAGCCACGCGGGGCGCCUUGGUUUUGGAAUGACGGAGAAACACAAGAAGGAAACACUAAAUGAGGAGAUAAUGGAGGAGAGAGAACACACUAAGGAGGAAAGGAGAGAAAAGAGAGAGAAGAGAGAGAAGAGAGAGGAGGAGAGAAAACAAUGGACAAUGAAAACACAGAGGAAGUGAGAAAGAGAAAGCGAAAGAUAAAUUGAAGGAAAGAGAAGGAGAGAAAGAAAAACAAACGAACGAAGGAAAAGGAAUCAACAAACAAACAACAGGAAAAGCACAUUCUCUUCAAGGCCUUACACACACACACACACACACACACACACACACACACACACACACACACACACACACACACACACAGACACACACACACACACAUUCUUUACGGUUCAUGUACCCUAGUGAACUCAAACAUACACAUCUUCAAAUACACAUACAACUUACGUAAACAGCUCAAAUACACUCAUACACAUUCAUACACAGAUACAUACAACAUACACCUAAAUACACUCAUAUUUCUACACCUUCCACCUUCCAUACAUUAUUAGGUAUACACAAACUUUACGUAAAUGCUUCAAACACACUCAACAUAUACACACGUACACACAACAUACACCCACACAUGUACACCCAUACACGCCCCUACACCCUCCUGCUCCCAUACGGUACACCUCCACAGUUCACACCAAAACGCUGCCAAGGAAACCAACACAAACAAACCAGGUCAUUAAAAUCUGAGGCUGCAACAAAUCUCCUUACAGACAUAAGCCAGAGUAAACCAGCUCCCCAUUCCUCUCCCCCUUCACAAAACCCAGGAAAAAGGAGAACUCGUUUUCCCCCAUUUCCUUUUCCCCCUCCUUUUGUAACCUCUGACUUUCCAUUCCAUUGCAAAGGCGAUUUCUCUGUGCACCGAGGCCUAUAGAGAUUUAGGCCUCCCGUUUCUCCUUCUCUCGUAUUCCUAAGCUGGUCUUUACGAAAUCUCUUUACCGCACGUUUUCUGUAUACGAAGAAGGUGAGAGACAAUGAUAAAGGAGACUGUGUCGGGUAUAUACAUCACUGAAAUGAGGCAGAGAUUUGGAAAUAUUUAAACAGAUGGGAAAAUGUGGGAAAUAAGAGUGUAGGAGCUGGAAUAUGAUACAGAUGUGAAAAUUAAAUAUCACUGUUGAAAAAAAAAAUGGAAGGAAAAUGUCAAUGAAGCGAGAGUCAAAAUAUAAAUAAACUUGAGUGAAGGGAAAGAAAUGAAACUGAGAGACGAACACGUAAAGAUUGAAAGUCAAAUCAAGAAAUUUGAGAAAAAAAAUAGAGAAAAGACAAUCUGUAUGAAGCACAAGUAAAUGAAAAGAGAAUAAAAGUGAAAAAAAGGACGAAAGAGAAAAGAACUGAAGGACAAAUUUAGAGAGGGAAAGAAAAUGUAAAAGUGAGGAAAAUUUUUAAAACCGUGAAGAAAAAAAAAGAGAUGAAAGGAUAACACGACAAACAAGAAAAGCCAAUUAAUAAAUCAAAUAAAGAAAACAACAAAAUAAAGUAAAGAGAAUGAGGUAGACGAAGCGAUACGGCACAAAAAAAAGAAAGAACGAGAAACACAAAAAGAGAAUAAGAAAAAAACAAAACAAAACACAAAAACUAACUAGAAGAGAGAGAGAGAGAGAGAGAGAGAGAGAGAGAGAGAGAGAGAGAGAGAGAGAGAGAGAGAGAGAGAGAGAGAGAGAGAGAGAGAGAGAGAGAGAGAGAGAGAAGACAGACACAAACUAAACACAAGCAGAAAUCGAGAGGCGGAGAAAUAGUAGUGAUCGAGUGAGGAAGGAAGAGACAGCGAGGGUAAGGGAGGGAAACAAGCCCCAAGAGGACACAAGAGGAAGAGAAGAGGAGAGAGCAAGAGUGGGUAGUGUGUGUCAUGCCCGUGGUGGCAGCCCUGCUCCUCACAGCCACCCUCUUGGGGAUCUGCUUCAACUGUUACAUCUUGUUCCUGUCUUGCACCCAAAACUUCAGACAGACCCGCACCACCACCCACAUCCUUCUGCUCCACCUCGGCGUGAUCGACCUCCUGCUGGCCGCCAUCUUCCUCUUCGCCCUCUUCCCGUCAUUCCUGAAGGAGGGUUGGCUGAGCGGCGCGGGGUGCUGGGUGGCUGGCGGGGCGUGGGCCACCCUGCACGUGGCCGCGGUGUGGACGCUCACGGCCCUCAACCUGGACAAGUAUGUGGCCAUCGCGGCGCCGCUGCACUACGCCCGCUUCGUGUCCCCGGCGCGGGUGGCCGCCGCCGUGGGCGUAUCAUGGGUGUUGGCUGCCAGUCUGUGCGCACUGCCCAUGGCGCUGCCGGGGAUGCGCGGCGCGCCGCAGCCUCCCACAGGAUGCUCACUUGACCUCGCCUCGGCGCCGCCACUGCUGGGCCGCUCCUACGCCUUCACCCUGGCCCUGCUGGGGUACCUACUGCCCGCCCUGCUGGUGGCCACCGCCAACUUCCGCAUCCUGGUGAUCGCCCGCCACCACCGCCACCGCAUCGUGACAGCGCUGUGGGACGUGACGGUGUCUGCCCAAGCCACCGUCACGCCCCAGCGCUCACACUUCUACCUCAGCCGCUACCGAGGCCGCUCCGCAGCCACCACUGUGUGUCACCUGGUGGGCACCUUCCUGCUGCUGUACCUGCCGCCCGCCGCCUGCGUGCUGUACGAGGCCGUGGCGCGUGUGCGUCCGCCCCACACCCUCGUGCUGGCCAACCUGGUCCUCCUCACCCUGGCGCCCGCCAUCAAUGGCUUCGUGUACGGCAUCAAGAGCAAGGUGCUCAGGAAGAACUUCAAGAACUUCCUGCGGAAACGUCUGUACCGCAGCGAAGUGAACUACGAGAUCCAGUCGCGCGCGCCGUCAGUGUCCGCGUCACGCCGGCCGUCGAUGACGCCGUCCCUGUCCAUGCCGCUCCAGCAUAAGCUGCAGCGGCGCAUGUCGGAGAUCCUGGUGCAGCCCUCCGUGGCGGCGGCAGGCGACGCGGCCACCGGGGCGCCCCGCCUGGUGCGGCGGUCCUCCGAGCUCAGCAUGCGCGCCCGCGGUUCCAGCUGCUCCAUCACCCGUGAGACUCCCCCGCCGCGGCCACCCAGCUGCUCACCCCUCGGGGUGCAGGGUGAUGCCUCGGCUGCGGCCAAGGAGGCGCCCACACCCUCCCCAAAGGCGGCCUCUCCCCCAAAGAGUCCCAAGAGUCCCAAGAGUCCCCUGAUCCGCCCCUCUCGAGUGUUCCGCUUCCUGCAGCAGUCCACCAGUCUGGAAGAGAACCCCGGGGCCGAGGUGGAGGGCGGCGGGCCAGCCCUCGCCGCCACGCACCGCUCCUCUCUCAGGCGAGCGCUGUUCGCCCGCAACAAGCAGAAGAGCCUCGACUUUGAGAUGACGAGCCUCACCCCGCACGACACCGCCGCGGAGGUUCCGCCCCGCAGUGCCUCCACGCAGGUGGUGGGAGAGCCGGCCUCUCCCUCCCUGGCGCGGCCGCUGCUGCUGGAGGGCCAGGCCCCGCCGCCGCUCUCUCCCGCCAGGAAGACCAAGCGGGUCUCGUGGUCCUCGGACAGCUUCUCGGACUCCCCAAUGGAGUCUGACUCCGACGCGAUGACGCCCACGGGGGCGGGGGCGGCGGGCCCCGGGGCGGCGGGCUCCAUGGGGCCCCGCUACCGCACCAAGGCGCUGCUGCGACACAACGGCCUGCGCUUCCAUUUCUCCAAAGUGUCGCUCGAGAGGAUUGACUCCGAGGACACCCGCGCCCCGCCAGUAGAGAUGAAUGGGCCCGGCCCGUCCCCGCCGCCCACGCUCACCAUGGUGCACCAGCCCGCCCUCCAUGGCGCGCCCGUCACCAACGGCAGGAUCAUGUCCAGCCUCAACGGUCGCCCCAAGCUGCUGACGGCGGGCUUCCGGGACUGAGGCGCGGGGCUCGGCCUGGCGGGGCGGUACGACAGGAAACAAUGAGCACAGAGAAACACUAGCGCCUCGUUGCCUCGCCCCGUCAGGUGUGCCCCGCAGCCCCGCCGCGCGCCCUGCCGCCGCGGCGCCACACACGUCAUUCCAGCGAGUCAGGCCAGCUUACCUCAGUCCCGCCGCCAGGACGCGCCAAGGAAGACGGGACGCGGCACACGUUUUCCUCCCUCCACGCCCCCACGCCCACCACGGCACUCUACUCGAGCUUUCCUUUCGUCCUGCCCCCUCCCGGCAUCCACGCCCCGCCCCACUGCUGACCCCUCCCGCCCUGAGCACACUGACACCCCGGGAGCACAAGGACGCCCAUGAUCUCAAGCGCUGACAGCCACGACGCUCUUCCUCGGAGGUGACGCGGCGCGGUGCCCCACCUCCCCCUCCCUAUGCGUGCCCGGGCCGCGGUGAGGCGAGGCAGCCCGGGCCUCUAUGUUCUAGUGAGUCUUUAUGUUCUCUGUGAUGGCGCCCUUCACUUCCCUUCACGCCCCUUCACUCCCCGGCAGCAUGUUUCACCGUGCCCCUUCACUCUGCCCUGCAAACCCCCCGGGGCGUCCCACGAGGCGAGUGUCUGGCGCUCACUCGCCCUGGUAAUGACACUUGAGUGUCUGGCAUACGCUCGCCUUGUUGAACGCUGCUCCGGUUUGUCUACGCGCCUCAAGCAAACAAACACGCCCAAACUCCGCCAUAUUGAUAACAAGGAUGGCUCUGUGGUGCAGGACUGAGCUCGCGGCCCGAGAGGUGUGAGUUCGAUCCUGGCUCACGGCAGCUUGUGGGUGGCAGGACUAGCGCGCUUCUCUCACCUCGGCAGGCGCCUUAUGACCUUCGUGUUGCGGCGCGUUCACUCAACUACAUGAAACGAGAUAUAGUAAACAAUAAAACACACACACACACACACACACACACACAUACAAACAAUACAAACAUAUCCACACGAUGACAAACUAUCACAAAACAAAGUAAAACAAAAAAAAAACAAACAAACCAGCCAACCGUCAGUGUUCAUCUUACGCCACGUUUUUUUCCAAGAUGGCGGAUCUGAGGCGUGUUUUGUUUGUUUGUUUACGGCGCGGUUGUUUGUCUUGUUUGUCAGGCGGAGGACGAGGGGCUGUGUUGAUUUGUUUGCUGUGUAAGUAGAAGUUUGUGCUGUGUAGACGGCUUCUGUGUGUGUGUGUGUGUGUGUGUGUGUGUGUGUGUGUGUGUGUGUGUGUGUGUGUGUGUGUGUGUGUGUGUGUGUGUGUGUGUGUGUGUGAGGAUGUCGUGUGCGUUUUUAUAUUACAGAUGAGCUUCCUUCCUUCUCUCCUUCCAUCUUUCAUUUUCUUUCUUCCUCAAUGUGUGUGUGUGUGUGUGUGUGUGUGUGUGUGUGUGUGUGUGUGUGAACCAGCCCUACAUAUACUUAUUAAUUUCUACUACUACCACUACUACUACAACAACAACAACAAGAACUACUACUACUACCACUACUACUACUACUACUACUACGACUACUACUACUAUAAACAAAGACAAUGUAGACACAGUAAACUCACAAAAACAACAAAUACUACUACUACUACCGCUCCCUCCCCCACCACACCCCAACCCAUGAAGACAUUACAGUACCUUCACCACCCACUCACCCCACAGAGCUUAAUAGAGUAAGAGAGAAGAAAGAGAAGAUCCAGUUUACCACAGUCCUCCUCUUCUCAGGCUCCCUCAACCCCCGUUUUCUUUAGUAACGGAAAAUGGGAAAAAAGGAGAAAUCUGGCUCUAUAUUUUUUACUUAAUUUUCGUACGUGUUAACUGGAGGAAAUAAAGGCGAGGUCUGUGGUAAUAGGAUCUGAUUCCCAGUAAGGUGUAUAGCGUUGUAUUGUGUAUAGCUUGGCGCCAAAGUGUAGUACAUAUAUCUAUAUUAUUAUGAAUAUAUAUACAAAUUAUUUAUUUUAUGUAUAUAUCGUAGUGAACAAACCCUGGUGAAGAAAUACUACCUGUUUACUUUCUUUUUUUUGUAUUUUUUCUUUUUAUUUGGUACAUUAUCUUUUAUUAUUGAUAUUAGCGUUAUGUUCCGUAAUGUUUCGUUCAGUUAUGCUCCCACAAGGCGACACGAAGAGGGAAAGACACACGCUCCCGUAAUGCAUCAGAUUUUUAUUUUUUUAUUUUAUUUUAUUUUCUUUUUUUAUUGUGUUACCAUUACGAGGAUGGAAAGAUUGAAAUAUUUGUCACAGGAAUCUUUGUUGUCUUUGUUACGUAAUGGAGGAUUUGUCAUGUCACUCUGUACGGUCAUCACUUCUUUUUGCAGAUAUUUUCGUUCAGUAUAUUUCCGUUCUAUAAUGUUACGGUCACGGAUUUUUUUUUCUUUUUUUUUUUAUAUAUAUAUUUUCGUUCAGUAUGUUUCCCUGUCUCAGAAUGUUACGGUCACCACUUUAUUUUCCUUCCAGUUAUGUAUAUUUUCGGUCAGUGUAUUUCCUCUCUUUUGUAAUGUAAUGGUCGCUACAUUCUUUUUCUUAUUUUUACGUAUAUUUUCGCUCAGUAUAUUU
Molecule: messenger RNA, 6708 nt
Organism: Scylla paramamosain (green mud crab)
Lineage: Eukaryota; Metazoa; Arthropoda; Malacostraca; Decapoda; Portunidae
Product: rhodopsin, GQ-coupled-like
Exons: 4
Coding region: 2147-4147 (666 amino acids)
Biological process (GO): G protein-coupled receptor signaling pathway
Cellular component (GO): membrane
Molecular function (GO): G protein-coupled receptor activity
Source: RefSeq, a predicted model, not a curated record